AUGGUGAAGAUCGAGGCGAAGAACUCGGCGAGUGGCGUGAGGAGCUUCAUGGAGGGCUUGACGGAGGCUGGCGAGGGCAACAUCGAGGGUUCCAGCAACGAGGUCAAGGUGCAGAUCCGCGCGGGCGUCCUGGACGACCGCCUGACAGGCAAGCAGGGCGCCUCUCAGAUCACGCUGUUGUACCACGCCAGCACGGGGUACACCACGCUGCACUCGCCGGCCGCGCUCGAGGACGGCAUGCGCGACCGCCUGAAGGUGCUCGAGAGCCUCUACCACAUGGCGCUGAAGAACGACCAGAGCCGGGACGGCCCUCCCAGCUCGGGAGCUGGCGGGACACAGCACAGCUACCGUCAGUCUCGGGCGCUUCGCCUGCCCAGGGAGUCGGAGUUCCACAGCGGGACUGGCGACGUCGGGGUGUCGGUGUGCGAGCACAUGGCGGACUUCCCGCUCUGGCGCGACAAGAUCCUUCGGUUUUUGGUCGAGGAGUGUGGCCUGCAGCCCGAGAUGCUGGACGAGAAUGACCCGGAGGCGUGGAAACAGACCGGUGUGUUCGAUCAGGCCCCGAUCGUUGCCGUGGACUAG
This is a messenger RNA of Prorocentrum cordatum, 582 nucleotides long. The record is from the annotation of a GenBank genome assembly. NCBI's taxonomy places the organism in Eukaryota, Dinophyceae, Prorocentrales, Prorocentraceae.